This is a messenger RNA of Ipomoea nil (Japanese morning glory), 1252 nucleotides long. RefSeq names its product 60S acidic ribosomal protein P0-like. Gene Ontology annotation, molecular function: structural constituent of ribosome; large ribosomal subunit rRNA binding. Gene Ontology annotation, biological process: ribosomal large subunit assembly; ribosome biogenesis; cytoplasmic translation. The transcript is spliced from 4 exons. Gene Ontology annotation, cellular component: cytosolic large ribosomal subunit. NCBI's taxonomy places the organism in Eukaryota, Viridiplantae, Streptophyta, Magnoliopsida, Solanales, Convolvulaceae. The coding region runs from base 80 to 1048 and encodes 322 amino acids. The record is from RefSeq and is a predicted model, not a curated record.
UUAUAUAUAUCUAUCGAUCACCCACCCUACAAUAGGAAAGCUCAUCUCAUUUCUCUUUUUUCUCGAUCUCUUGCUCAGAAUGGCGGUGAAGGUGACUAAGGCGCAGAAAAAGAUAGCUUAUGACGCCAAGAUCUGCAAGCUGCUAGAUACCUACUCUCAAAUACUGGUGGUGAGCGCCGACAAUGUAGGGUCCCGGCAGUUCCAGGACAUCCGCAGGGGGCUCCGUGGUGAUUCCAUCAUCCUCAUGGGUAAGAACACCAUGAUGAAACGCUCCAUCCGCAUGCAUGCUGAGAAGACCGACAACUCUGCUAUUCUCGCCCUCAUUCCUUGUCUCGUCAAUAAUGUGGGAUUGAUCUUCACUAAAGGAGAUCUGAAAGAAGUGAGCGAUGAAGUUUCCAAGUACAAGGUUGGAGCACCGGCAAGGGUUGGCCUCGUUGCUCCAGUUGAUGUGAUUGUUCCACCGGGAAGCACUGGACUUGACCCUUCUCAGACCAGUUUCUUUCAGGUGUUGAACAUCCCUACAAAGAUCAACAAAGGGACAGUGGAAAUCAUUACCCCAGUGGAAAUUAUCAAGAAGGGUGAAAAGGUGGGGUCGUCUGAGUCUGCUCUUCUCGCAAAGCUGGGCAUCAAGCCAUUCUCAUACGGAUUGAUUGUGGAGCAUGUGUAUGAUGAUGGGUCUGUGUUCGAUCCCAGGAUUCUUGAGCUCACAGAAGAUGAUCUUGCCGAGAAAUUUGCGGCCGGCUUGACCAAUGUCAUCUCCCUCUCCAUGGCUCUUGGGUACCCAACUCUUGCCGCCGUGCCCCACAUCUUCAUCAAUGGAUACAAGAAUCUUCUCUCUUUUGCGAUAGCAACAGAUUACUCCUUCCCACUGGCUGAUAAGAUAAAAGAAUAUUUAGAGGAUCCAACCAAAUUUGCUUCUGCUGCCCCGGUGGAAGAUGCUGGUGCUGAUGCCGCCGCUGAAUCAGCUCCUCCGGCCAAGGAGGAGGAGAAGAAACAAGAAUCUGAGGAAUCUGACGAUGACUUUGUUGGUGGAUUGUUUGGUGAUUGAUUGAGUAGUAGUUAAUUUAAGUCACUCCCUUUGAUGUUAGCUUUGGUGUAUGCCAUGCUAGUUAUUAGAUUUUCAUAUACAUUAACCUAAAUUUGGUUUAGUUUCUCAUCAACAAGUUCAUCAACUAGCAACAAUUAUUGAUCAGUUUCCCUUUUGUUUAGUGAAAUACACUACACACUCUCAUCUUCUUGCAAGAUUUAUAUA